Molecule: messenger RNA, 1566 nt
Organism: Myripristis murdjan (pinecone soldierfish)
Lineage: Eukaryota; Metazoa; Chordata; Actinopteri; Holocentriformes; Holocentridae
Gene: pdcd2l
Product: programmed cell death 2-like
Exons: 2
Coding region: 83-1219 (378 amino acids)
Biological process (GO): apoptotic process
Cellular component (GO): cytoplasm
Source: RefSeq, a predicted model, not a curated record
CCUUUGCGCUCGGCGUUUCCAUCGUGUUUGCGGCAGGAUUAUGGUGACGCACCUUCCGGCUGCAGUUGUCAACAUGUGAAAGAUGGCGGCGCCUGAUCAGGAGCGAGCCCUGAUCGGUUUGUGUGACGGAGAGAUCGAUAAGAAGAAAUACCAGACGUCGUUUCUGACCAACAAGGUGGGCGGGCGGCCGGACCCGCUGCCGGCCGUGUCCCGGCGGCGGCCCCGCUGCUCGGCCUGCGGCGCGGCGCUGGGCCUCGUGGUGCAGGUCUACUGCCCCCUGGCGGCCUCUCCCUACCACAGGACCCUGCAUGUGUUCGCCUGUCCCGGGACGUCCUGCAGCGGUCGGCCGCAGGGCUGGGCCGUCCUCCGCUCCCAGAGCCUGGACACCGGGGACACAGCAGCGGCGGUGCGGGCGGAGGGCCGGUCCGGGGCCGCGGGGCCCCCCGAGGCCCCCGAACCUUCUAUGGCCACCACAGACUGGUGUGACGGAGCUGAUGACUGGGGCAUGGAGGAUGAGGAGCGAGGAGGAGGAGGAGGUUUGAACGGUGGUGUGAAGGAUGAAGGCCGCUCUGAGGAGGAGGCAGAAGCUCCGUCUGUCAACGAGCCGGACGUCAGCAGCCGCCUGCAGGAGCUGCGACUGGGAGAGGACGAGGACGAGGACAAGGACGCCCCCGUCUUCCACCCGUUCUACAUCAGCGUUGUGGAGGAGUCAGACCUGGGCGGGCAGGACGACCUGGAGCACGCUCAGCAGCUGCUGAGGGAGUACGAGAACAGAGAGGGCGUGGCGGUGGGCGAGCUGCAGGGUGGCGAGGGCGGUGGCGGCAGCGGCGGGGGGGAGGAGAAGUAUGAGAAGGGCGAGGCCAGGCACGGAGACGCCGUCUUCUCCAGGUUCAUGAAGAGGAUCUCGCUGUGUCCCGAGCAGAUCCUGCGCUACUGCUGGGACGGGACGCCGCUCUUCGUGUCGGAGCCGCCCUCCAACAUGGCUCAGAUGGUCCCGGCCUGCGGCUCCUGUGGAGGCCGCAGGACCUUCGAGCUGCAGCUGAUGCCGGCGCUGGUCAGCCUGAUGCGCAGGACAGACUCGGGCUCCGAGGCGGAGCUGGACUUUGGGACGGUGCUGGUUUACACCUGCAGGAGCAGCUGCUGGGCGGCCGGCUCGGCCUCGCCCCUGGAGGAGUUCGUCUUCAUCCAGAGCGACCCGGACCAGCAGUUCUUUAAGUGACUGAGGACUUCAGCGGAGUCUGAGCUUCACGUGAAGCAGGACAGGACAGGUCGCUGUUACAAACACACACAAAAAUGGAUGUACACAUAAGAGCUAAAUCCAACUUUUGUAAACAGAUGCUGGUGAUGCACCUCAAAUUUCUGGAUCCAUUUUAUUUCCAUCACAGAAAUGCCCGUUCAUCACAUGAAACUGCAGUGGAAGUUGGUCAGAAUAUGAAAUACUUGAAGACAUUUUUAGUCUGUUUUUUGCAGCUUUCUAAUCCGGUGCUCUGGUGACAGACGUGUGAAAUGUAACAUUACAACAGAAUAAAUGACUGGGGAGAUGCAGAGUUUUCAUUACAUUUACAA